AUGAACUCCCUUGGCUCUUACGAAUGCAUUUGCCUUCCAGGGUUCAAAGGCGACGGUGAGACUUGUGAUGAUGUCGACGAGUGCGCUGGUUCAAUGCAUAAUUGUGGAAGAAAUUCAAUCUGUGUGAAUGAAAAAGGCGGCUACAAUUGCAAAUGUAAGCCUGGCUUCUUCAAAUAUGGACUCCUUCGUGCAGCAGGAGAUUGCCUCGAUAUUGACGAGUGUAUGUACAAGCAAGAUAACUGCGACGAAAAUUCAUCCUGUGUUAAUACAAAGGGUUCUUACGACUGCAUUUGUAAUGAGGGAUUUGUGAUGAAUGGAGAUAAGUGCGUCGAUGUCAAUGAAUGUCUCGAAGGAACUAAUAAUUGUCAUGAAAAUGCUUCUUGCAUGAAUACUUACGGGGGCUUCACCUGCACCUGUAACAACGGUUAUUCUGGUGACGGCGAAACCUGUAAUAACAUCAAUGAAUGCUUGAAGGCAAAGGUCUGUGGCAAUAAUGCCAUUUGCACUGAUCUUGAUGGAAGUUACAGCUGCUCUUGCGAUGAUGGCUUCGAGGGAGAUGGUCAAAACUGUGCUGAUAUCAACGAAUGUAAUACUGGCGAUCAUGAUUGUGACAGUAACGCAUCUUGUACUAACAGUUCUCCUGGAUUUGUGUGUUCUUGUAACGAAGGCUUCAGCGGAAAUGGAAAAACUUGUCGAGAUAUUGACGAAUGCACUGCGAAUACAGAUAAUUGCCAUGCCUCAGCGGAUUGUAAAAACACUGUUGGUUCUUUUGAAUGCAGUUGCAAAACUGGGUUCAGAGGCGAUGGAAUUGAAUGCGAUGACAUUAACGAGCGCUCCGAAGGACUUGAUAAUUGCCACGCCGUCGCAAGAUUUACGAACACAAUCGGAAGCUAUAGUUGUUCUUGUCCCACUGGCUAUGAAGGUGAUGGUUUCUCAUGCUCAGAUAUUGAUGAAUGCCAGUUUUCGCCAUGUUCUGCAGAUGCAACUUGUGACAAUACAGACGGUUCUUAUUUCUGCCACUGCAACUCUGGUUACAUGGGCAACGGAUACGAGUGCAAGGAUAUCGAUGAGUGUAUUCAGACUGAUAUUAGAAAACACAAUUGUGACGACAAUGCCAGAUUUGGUUCAUAUUCGUGUACCUGCAGAGAUGGUUUUACCGGUGACGGGCAACACUGCACCGACAUCAAUGAAUGUGGCAACGGUAGUAUCUGUGGCCAGAGAGACUGCCAUAACACUUUCGGCUCGUACAUUUGUCACUGCAAACCUGGAUUCAUGGAAACUGGUGAUCAGUGCAGAGAUAUUGACGAAUGUAGUAACGGCGAUCAUCGAUGUGAUGUCAAUGCUGCCUGUGUGAAUACUAACGGUGGAUACGAAUGUAACUGCAGAUCAGGCUAUGCCGGUUCAGGCGAAAUAUGUACUGAUAUUGACGAAUGUGAAUCUGGAGAAAACUCAUGCUCCCAAAUGGCUUCUUGCAAUAAUCUUCAGGGAGGAUAUGAAUGUUCUUGUCUUCCAGGACUUGAAGGUGACGGCUUUUUCUGCAAUGAUAUCGAUGAAUGCUCGACAAAAACAAGUGACUGCGGCAAAAACUUCGACUGCCAAAACACAAAAGAUGGUUUUGUCCUCGAUGACGGAAAAUGUAACGACAUCAAUGAGUGUGAGAACAACCCCUGCUCGGCUCAUGCUAGCUGCACGAAUUCCGCGGGUUCAUAUUCGUGUCUUUGUGAUGAUGGAUUCUCCGGUAAUGGCGUUUACUGCGAGGACAUAAACGAGUGUGAGAACGGGCAAAACAAAUGUGGCGAGAAUUCUCAGUGUGUCAAUACUGCUGGUGGAUAUGACUGCCAGUGCGAUGAUGGAUACCAAAAACUUGGCGCUCUUCAGUGUAUCGACAUUGAUGAGUGUGACGAAGCACAAAGUGACUGUAGUCCAAACGCUGUCUGUAACAAUUCUCCAGGUUCUUUCUCUUGCACCUGCAUGAGUGGUUUCAUUGGCAAUGGACAAUCUUGUGACAACGUUAACGACAUCUGUUCCGAUACGGUUGGAUCCUACGAGUGCUCCUGCGUUGACGGAUACGAGCUCGUCGAUGGAAAAUGUACCGAUAUUGACGAAUGCAAGAUCGAAAAUAUCUGCAACGGGAAUGAUUGUUUCAAUACUCCUGGAUCACAUGACUGCAUUUGCCCCGAUGGAACUAUUGGAAAUGGAAUAGAAUGUGUCGACAUCAAUGAGUGCGAAGAGAAUCCAUGUGACGCCAAGGCUAUUUGUAAAAAUACAAGCCCUGGAUUUGAGUGUGCUUGUAAACCAGGGUUCACUGGAAAUGGAUUGACAUGUUCAGAUAUUGACGAGUGCUCUCUAGCUGAUGCUUGCCCAGAUAAUAGCGUGUGUACUAAUACUGUUGGAUCCUUCGACUGCAGCUGUGAUGCUGGCUUCGAAAUGAUCGCUGGAGUAUGUCAAGAUAUCAAUGAGUGUGACGAAGGUUUUGCUGACUGCAAGGUUCGAGAAAACUGUGAAAAUACAGUUGGCAGCUUUUCUUGCAGCUGUAAAGCUAGCUUCAAGAGAGUGAACGGCAUCUGCGCUGAUAUUAACGAAUGCAUUGUCGAUCAGCCAUGUUCUCUCGUUCCCCAAUCAGUCUGUUCAAAUACAAUCGGAUCUUUCUCAUGUCAGUGCAUCCCAGGAUUCAGAAAAGACGGAGAAAUCUGCAUCGACAUCGAUGAGUGCGCUCUUGGUCUAUCGGAAUGUGCAUCUGGCGAAAAAUGUGUAAAUUUCGCAGGUGGGUCAAAGUGUGUCUGCAAGGACUACUGGCAGAAAAUCGACGGCUCCUGUGUUAAUCCCGCUGCUUCCAACAGAGCUGUUCUUGAGUGUCCAACACAUUCGGAUGCCUCCGAAAUCGAUGGAAAUAUCGAGUGCAUUUGUCACGAUGGCUACACUCUUUCAAAUAGUGAUUGCGUGGAUGUUAAUGAGUGUGAUGAUGGAGGCUUUGCCGAUAGUGGAAAUGAUGGUGAUUUCUGCGUUGAUGUCAAUGAAUGCGAUGAAAAUCCAUGCGCUGAGUUUGCUCAGUGUACUAAUACCAUCGGUUCUUAUUCUUGCUCUUGUCUCGUCGGAUACUCUGGCGAUGGAGUAACCAACUGCAAACCAACUGGAAAGUGUGCGACCAAAAAGGCUGAUUGUCAUAAAUCCGCAUAUUGCGUCGAUUUGAACGAUAAGGAUUUCGAAUGCAGAUGCGUUGACGGUCUUGAAAUGGACAAGAAGGGUAAAUGUCGCGACGUCGACGAAUGCAAAAAUGGCUCUCACAAUUGUGACGAGAAUGCGAAGUGCAAAAAUACUGAAGGAUCGUUUAAGUGCAAGUGCGAACAAGGAUUCCAAGGAAACGGUCAAAUCUGUGCGGACGAUCUCGUCAUUCCAAAAGGUGGAAGUUGUGAAAAUAGACUCGGAGGAUUUGAACUCACUUGCGAAGAAGGUCAUGAGCUUGUCGACUCGAAAUGUGUUGACAUCGAUGAAUGCGAAGAAGAAGAUUCGUGUCAUAAACUUGCUCAGUGCAAAAAUAGAGACGGAUAUCAUAAAUGCAAGUGUCCAGAUGGAUACGAAGGUGAUGGGUUUAAAAAUUGUGAUGACAUUGAUGAGUGUGCUAACAAUCCAUGUGGCGACAAUUCCGACUGUACCAACACUCCUGGAUCUUAUGAAUGCUCGUGUUCUGCGGGAUACGAGUCUGUUUUAGGCGAAUGCAUGGAUAUUAAUGACCCUGGUUCUUAUAUUUGCGAUUGUGGAGAAGGUCAGGAAUUUAAGAAUGGAAGAUGCGAAGAUCUUGAUGAAUGUCAAUCUUUCGAUCAUGAGUGCCAUCAGUAUGCUAUUUGCACGAAUACUAUCGGCUCUUACUCGUGCCUGUGUCCAGAUGGCUUUGAGGGAGAUGGUCUCAAUUGUGAAGAUAUCAACGAGUGUGAUCUCACGACUUCAUGUUUGGGAGACAAUCAAAUUUGCGUCAACUUGCCUGGAUCGUACCAGUGCCAAUGCGAGGAAGGCUACGAGAUGUUUAGUGGCAAAUGUGUGGAUAUCGACGAAUGCGCACUUGCUCUCGAUGAUGAUUGCCGGCAUGAUGACAUCUAUCAAGUGCUGUGCGUCAAUAUUCCUGGCUCCUACACAUGUCAGUGCCGAGAAGGCCUUGAAGAGAGCUUUGUCGAGGUUGACGAAAAGCAGAUUCUUUCAUGUUAUGAUCCAACUGACGAAGCUGAGCGAACUGAAGACUUCGACAAGAUCUCAAGUGCUAACUCUGAAGAUGCCUCCGAUGACUGGCUUGAUAAUUUGAUCGACCUUGAGCUCGGUGAACUUGACGAGCUUGUUUCGGGACUUGAUGAUGAUGCUGUAUCUGUUCUUCCUCCUCGACCAGUCCGCCGUGGAAAGAAGAAAUCUGAAUCUCGUAAAGAAUACAGAGAAUACCUUGAGAAAUACCGAGAGAUGCUCAGUAGAUGGAGAGAGCUUCUCCAAGAGAUGAACUUUGAGUUCCCAGAUUAUACGACAACGACUAUUGCGACUACCAUUGCUUUUGAAACGACUAUUAUCACAACAACAGGGGACUACACAACUAAUCUCUCGCCUACAGUCGAUUACACGACAACUGAAGGUUACGCUACAACAACUCGAGAGCCAUUUACAAUGCCAAUGCCAACACUGAACCUUCCACCGCAGCCGACAAGAAGACCAAAGUAUGCUGGAGAAUCUCCGAGCCGAUACAGCUCUUAUUUGAAUGAGUUUUCUCAAAAACUUCAACAAUGGAUGGCGGCAAAGCAAGAAGCUGAGCUCAAAUACCAAGAGGAUAUGCAGGUUUACUAUCAUGCACAGAUCGAGUACCAGAACUCGAAAACAACUAAAGCUCCAACCACUCGUCCAAAAAGACCAGACGAAAAGGAAUCAUUCGUGUUUGAAUUUGAUACGGGAAUCAUCGCUCCUCCUGAUGACCUUCAGCCGCCAUUCCUCCCACCUAAAUUCCAAAUGCGCCCUCAGAGACCUAACGAACCACAUUAUCAAUACGAGCAUUACAAAAUGCUUUUCAACAACCGUUUGAAAAUCCAGCAGCAACGAAUCGAUGCUACUAUGGAUAUUUAUCUCAGAGCAGUUCUCGAUUACGAGCGAGAUCAUGGCGUGCAGAUCGAUUUCAAUCCAACCGAAUACAAGAAUUCCAGAGGAUAUCAGAUCUUCACCACUCGAGUACCAUACACAACGACUACAACUACAACGACGACUACAACGACAACUACAACAACCCGCAAACCUAUCGGCGAUAUCAAAUUCGAAAAACUUCCAAAACAACCCGAUUUCCAACAAAUUCACUACAACUAUGGCGCCAUCCAAGCAUGGAAGGAGGAUAUCAAGGCUCAAGCGCAAGGAAUCUACGAUCUGGUUGCAGAGAAAGUCUCUUACAUGAUCAACGAUGAGCUUGCAAAGACAGAGGAUAGAUUCGUUCCUAUUAAACCAGAGCAGAUCAAUUUCCCAUCGAUGCCAGUUAUCCGAGAUAUUGCCCCGAUUGAAGCCGCACUUCAAUAUGGAAAUUACUUGAGCGCUAUGGCACAGGAAGUCGAGCAGUGGUACACUGAGUUCUAUUUCACUUAUGAAGACUUUGAUCAGAAGUGGAAGCAGAUGAUGCCAGUUGCCGAGGAAGAAGACUUCAAUACAGGAAUGAGAUCUGUUUCGCCUAUUCACAAGGACGCUGUGUCAUUUUUCACAGACAAUUACGUCAACAACGCUCCUGAAUUUGACUCUUCAUUCUCAUCCUCAUUCUCUGAAAAUCGACCAGCAUUUGAGACAUCUGACGAUGACUUCCGCGGAACCGGAUUUGACUUCAACGAAGAUCGAACUGAGGCUUUCGACUCGCCAGAAUGGGUCACAUCGAUCAAACCAUUCGAGGGUGUGCCCCCUCAACUGGUCAAAUAUCUCACGCCUCAGGCUAAGUAUGCUUUGCUCAAGCAAGCUCUUGGAGUUGAGUCCGAACACAAUGUCCGAGCAAACUGGGGCAAGCAACGAGCUGUUAUUCUCAUGGACGAUGACGAUAUGGAAUAUGACCGUGGAACAUUCUACGAGCGAGACCCAGAUACUGGCAAGAUCAUCAUCGAUGAGCUCGAACCAUCUCAGCAUAAAUGGGCCUUCCCGCGUUUUGCUGAGCGAACUGGCGAGCCACAGACAAGCUGCUGGAGCUGUGUGAAUGCCAAAACUUACGAAGAAUGCAGAUCUCAGGGUAAGGAACAAUUCUGCGCCAAGGAGCAGGACUCAUGCUUCAUCACUACGCAAAAGAACUUUAUGAAUAUGUCUGCCUUCGAAGAUGAAGUUUAUCUCGACGGAAAUGUUUAUUCCGGCCCAGAUAACCUUAAACCAGAUCCAGAUAACCCAGCUUUCCAGGUCGUAACAAUCAAUAUGGGUUGCAAGGCUGCUGUUGCUUGCUACAAUAAUAAAAAGCAGAACUUCCUCGUUCGAGCAGCCCAACAAUGUUUCCCAUCUUUGCGAACUACGUCCACUUGUCAUCAAUGCUGUCAUACAAACAACUGCAACAAAGACAUGGACCCGUCGGACGAAGCGGGCUGGGUUACCGACCAUGAAGGAUCAGAAGACUUUAUUGGAAUAUACUUCUCAGAUGAAAAUUAA
This is a messenger RNA of Oikopleura dioica, 6621 nucleotides long. The record is from the annotation of a GenBank genome assembly. NCBI's taxonomy places the organism in Eukaryota, Metazoa, Chordata, Appendicularia, Copelata, Oikopleuridae.